This is a messenger RNA of Hypoxylon trugodes, 2239 nucleotides long. Its product is annotated as Clavaminate synthase-like protein. Gene Ontology annotation, molecular function: protein binding; cis-regulatory region sequence-specific DNA binding. NCBI's taxonomy places the organism in Eukaryota, Fungi, Ascomycota, Sordariomycetes, Xylariales, Hypoxylaceae. The record is from RefSeq and is a predicted model, not a curated record. The transcript has 3 exons. Gene Ontology annotation, cellular component: nucleus. The coding region runs from base 299 to 1789 and encodes 496 amino acids.
UCUCUGAUCAAACUUUUUAUUUUUAUCUUUAUUGAAUUUUCAUUCUAACCAUUUAAAGUCAAAAUUUCUUGAGCUUAGACCCACAAACCGAAUAUUUCAACCGCCGACUUGUUUGAAUAUUGAAAUCUAAAGUCCUGCAUGAUGUUAAUUUUUGUGACAAUUUUGUGACUCAUCGAAGUUGAAUUAUUAGCAUCGUGCGGCGAAGCGAUCUAAAUUGUCAAUGCACCAAAACUACGACAUCCUCCACGAAUUACUUAUCCUAAAGGGGCAACUCAACUAACAUCAAUUUCUAUCAGCCAUGCUGCUAACGAAAGAUAUCAGUCACGGCGGUGUUGGUGGAGAUGUAACAACAAAUGGAGGUGGCUUGACCACGCCAGUCGCUAGGAUAUCAUCAGAUUCCAUCCCAAUCCACCCAAUGGGCGUCAAACCACUGGGCAACCAAUACUUCGCCUCUGGCCCGACCGCUCGGCAGUCUCUUGGUUUGUUAGCCCGACUUCCGGAUGAGAUGAUUUUACAGAUACUCGAGUACCUCGAUAUCAAGUCGUUAAAGGAUAUCGGUUUUACUUGUCGCUUUCUAUUUGCAUUUAGUCAAUUAGAUGAAUUAUGGAAAGCCCUAUUUCUUGAGACUAGUACCCAAGCACUCCCAUGGAAAGGGUCAUGGAGGAAUACGCUCCUAAAAGCCCCUGCUGGCUGGCGGGCUAAGAUUGACUGCAGCAAUGUCUUUUCUGAUGUCAUGCACAGGCCUUUUGCCUGUGCUCAUAUUGCUCUUGGAAAAUACUCAUCAAGCAUCCCCGAAGCUACUCGAAUUGAUCGUUUCGAACGGCUUAGCUAUGAAGACUUCGCACAAAACUGGAGCAGUAAGCCAUUCAUAUUAACUGAUUGCAUUCAGCGGUGGCCAGUGUGCAACAAUUGGAACAUUCAAAAACUAAACAGGGCAUAUUCAAAUGUCGAGUUCAGAGCUGAAGCUGUAGAUUGGCCAUUCUCGGUUUAUCAUGAAUACCUUUCUGAUAAUGAUGACGAGAGCCCCCUAUACUUGUUCGACAAAGCUUUCGCAGAGAAGAUGAACAUCCAGGUUGGAAAUGGCACGGACGCCGUGUAUUGGCCGCCGGAGUGCUUUGGUCCAGACCUAUUCGAAUUGCUUGGUAAGGAAAGGCCAGCUCACCGUUGGUUGAUCAUUGGCCCCGAGCGCAGCGGUUCGACUUUUCAUAAGGACCCUAACGCGACUAGCGCUUGGAACGCUGUUCUGGAGGGAUCGAAAUACUGGAUCAUGUUCCCUCCGACAGCGCAGGUUCCCGGUGUUUAUGUUUCGGAAGAUAGUAGCGAAGUCACCAGCCCUUUAAGCAUAGCUGAAUGGUUACUCGAGUUCCAUACGGAAGCACGUGCUUUGCCAGGCUGCAUAGAAGGCAUUUGCAAAGCUGGCGAGAUUUUACACGUGCCUAGCGGCUGGUGGCAUUUAGUUGUGAACCUUGAAGCUGGCAUCGCUCUCACACAAAACUUUGUGCCUCAGUCACACCUUGCAGACGUGCUCUCCUUCCUUAAAGACAAGUCGGAUCAGGUUACCGGCUUCAAGAAAAACAUUGAAAGUCCGUAUGAUCUUUUCGUUGAGCGGCUGAGGGCUCAAUACCCCGGCCUUCUUGACGAUGCUCUUGUCGAGUUGGAUAGGAGGAAUCAGAAAAAGAAGCGAAAGUGGGAGGAAGCGAUCGGAAACAAGAACGAAGCUGGGGAAAGUGUGGGCGGUUUCAGCUUCGGCUUCGGCUUUGGCGAUGAAGAAGAGGAAGAAAUACCUUAGUGUAUUUUAAAAAUAUACGAUGACCUAAGAGUGUUUAUUACCUACCUAUGGCGUGCCAAGGUGAGAAUUAGAUUAUGACACUAGAAGCUGCGAUAUUCGUCAAUAAGACGUGGGGGUAUUACAAAAGCAAGGCGUGCCUGAGCCUACAGGUGAUUAAGGCCGCAUUCGGUCCCGGUCAGCAUCUUGUCUUACUGGCGGACGGCUGAGUGGCCAACUGAGAAGAAUGUAGGUGGCAUGGUGGCAUGGUGGCUUGCGGAUUUUGUAACCCAGUUUCUUAGUAUGGCGUGCUACCUGUUUCCGGAAUUAGGUAGAUAGCUACCAAGGUAGACACAAUAAGUUCGGACCGAGUGAGACAAUUUGAUGUGUAUUUGCCUUAUUCGAAGCGAGGCUUACUGGGCAGUGUCUGCGGGUUAUUAUUUAGAUUAUUUGGCUUGGGAUUUUAUGUCCUGG